UUGGUUGUUUCCCAUAAAUUUACAAUUCUCAUCCUUCCCCUCUGUAACAGUGACCUUUUACAUGCACAACUUUAAGAAUAAAUUAAUUGCUAAGUAUACAAAAGAAAAAGAGAAGACUGGCUUUUUCCAAACCAAUCAUAUAUUUUACUGAACAUAGAAAAAAGAAAAAGAAAAAGAAAAAAUUUCUUGAAAUUUUCACAUCAAAGAUGACCAAUUAUUCUAAUUUAUGCUAAACCGGACCAUCAUCUAUCUUCUUCUUCAGCACCAUCCAAAUCAAAGAUGCCCAGUUGGUUAGAGACUCAGCAUUCGCUUAAAAGGAGGCUGAUCGAAGAGGAUGAUUUUGAAUGGAAACUACCCAACUCAUCAAGAAAUGAUAGUAAACUAUUGUUAAAAUAUGUGGGCGGUGUUGAUGUAAGUUUCUUGAAAGAAGAUCCUUCUGUUGCUUGUGGAUCACUUAUUGUUCUAGAUCUCCAAACUUUUCGAGUAGUUUACGAAGAUUAUUCCCUCGUUCGCCUUCGUGUUCCUUACAUCGCCGGCUUUCUUGCCUUCCGAGAGGUUCCAAUACUUUUACCACUUAUUGAGAAGAUGAAGAAGAGUCAAAAUCCUUUUUACCCACAGUUGAUAAUGGUGGAUGGUAAUGGAAAGCUUCACCCAAGAGGUUUUGGCUUGGCUUGCCAUCUAGGCGUUUUGGCUGAUAUUCCCACCAUUGGGAUUGGAAAGAAUCUGCAUUAUGUGGAUGGUCUGAAUGAAGAUGAAAUCAGAGAACUGCUUCAAGACAGAGCAAGAAAUGGUGAGGAUUUUGCCAAAUUGACAGGACGCUCUGGUUGCAUGUGGGGAGCAGCAAUAAGAGCAACAAGGGGAUCACAUGAUCCCAUAUAUGUAUCAAUUGGUCACAGAAUAUCACUAGAUACCGCCAUCAACGUAGCGAAAAUAACUCGCAAGUAUCAUCUGCCGGAGCCUGUAAGACAGGCUGAUUUAAGAUCAAGAGAAUACAUCAGGAACCAGAAAUCAACAUUGUUAACUAUGGCUGACAGUUCUUGGAAAACAACUACUGCCAUUCAUCUGUUCAAUGAGUUGGCGAGUUCUGAUUUCUUGAGGUUUCUUCCUAGUUACUUGAGGGGGCCGGAGUCUUUAUGUAGAUGGCACUUGACACAUUUGCACACAACUGAUCAAUGUGAGAUCUUCAGGAGUUUCCUAAUCAAGAAAGUUUAUUAUGAGAAUUAUGUUCUCACUGAGGAGCAGCUUUAUGCUAUGGGGCUCGAAGACUUUCUAAUUUCGAACGGAAAAAGAUUACUUAGAUUCUUGAGAGACUGAAGACACUUUUCUUUUUAGCUUUUUUUUUUUUAUAGUUUUGUCUUCCAUCAAUUGCAAUUCUGGAAAAUGGAAACUCUAAUCUUUUUUGAUAUUUUAUGUUUUACGCUAAA
This is a messenger RNA of Mercurialis annua (annual mercury), 1424 nucleotides long. RefSeq lists its product as uncharacterized. Gene Ontology annotation, molecular function: RNA endonuclease activity producing 5'-phosphomonoesters, hydrolytic mechanism; single-stranded RNA binding. The record is from RefSeq and is a predicted model, not a curated record. Lineage: Eukaryota; Viridiplantae; Streptophyta; Magnoliopsida; Malpighiales; Euphorbiaceae. Gene Ontology annotation, biological process: DNA repair. The transcript has 7 exons. Bases 280 to 1314 code for a protein of 344 amino acids. Gene Ontology annotation, cellular component: nucleolus; cytoplasm.